This is a messenger RNA of Balaenoptera acutorostrata (minke whale), 1046 nucleotides long. It is a transcript of the gene STMN1, whose product is annotated as stathmin 1. The record is from RefSeq and is a predicted model, not a curated record. Gene Ontology annotation, molecular function: tubulin binding. Gene Ontology annotation, biological process: microtubule depolymerization; neuron projection development; regulation of microtubule polymerization or depolymerization. The transcript has 5 exons. The coding region runs from base 151 to 600 and encodes 149 amino acids. NCBI's taxonomy places the organism in Eukaryota, Metazoa, Chordata, Mammalia, Artiodactyla, Balaenopteridae. Gene Ontology annotation, cellular component: cytoplasm; neuron projection.
CGGGGAGGUCACGUGCCGCUGUUUGGCGCUUUUGUGCGCGCCCGGGUCUGUUGGUGCUCAGAGUGUGGCCAGGCGGCUCGGACCGAGCAGGGUUUUCCUUGCUAGUGGAUUGUGUAGAAUACACUGCCAGUCUCUUGUCUUCUGUUCACCAUGGCUUCUUCUGAUAUCCAGGUGAAGGAACUGGAGAAGCGUGCCUCAGGCCAGGCUUUUGAGCUGAUUCUCAGCCCUCGAUCAAAAGAAUCUGUCCCAGAAUUCCCCCUUUCCCCUCCAAAGAAGAAGGAUCUUUCCCUGGAGGAAAUUCAGAAGAAACUAGAAGCUGCAGAAGAAAGACGCAAGUCCCAUGAAGCUGAGGUCUUGAAGCAGCUUGCUGAGAAACGAGAGCAUGAGAAGGAAGUGCUUCAAAAAGCGAUAGAGGAGAACAACAACUUCAGUAAAAUGGCAGAAGAGAAGCUGACCCACAAAAUGGAAGCCAACAAAGAGAACCGAGAGGCGCAAAUGGCUGCCAAACUGGAGCGUUUGCGAGAGAAGGACAAGCACAUUGAAGAAGUGCGGAAGAACAAAGAAUCCAAAGAUCCUGCUGAUGAGACUGAAGCUGACUAAUUUGUUCUGAGAACUGACUUUCUCCCCCUCCCCUUCCUAAAUAUCCAAAGACUGUACUGGCCAGUGUCAUUUUAUUUUUGCCCUCCUGACAAAUAUUCUAGAAGCUGAUGUAGGACUGUAUAGGUAGAUCCAGACUGUAUGAUGUUGUUUUAGGGGCUAAAGGGGAGAAACUAAAAGUGUUUUACUCUUUUUCUAAAGUGUUGAAGUCUUUCUAAUGUAGCUAUUUUUCUUGUUGCAUCUUUUCUACUUCAGUACACUUGGUGUGCUGGGUUAAUGGCUAGUACUGUAUUGGCUCUGUGAAAACAUGUUUUGUGAAAAGAGUAGGUAGUGGUUUCUUUCAAACUGUUAGAUGCUGAAUAUCUGUUCACUUUUAAAUCCCAAUUCUGUCCCGAUCUUAACAGAUGCUACUGUACUUGAAUGGUUAAUAAAACUGCACAGUGCUGUUG